Molecule: messenger RNA, 1318 nt
Organism: Fopius arisanus
Lineage: Eukaryota; Metazoa; Arthropoda; Insecta; Hymenoptera; Braconidae
Product: sodium channel protein Nach
Exons: 5
Coding region: 18-1241 (407 amino acids)
Biological process (GO): sodium ion transmembrane transport
Cellular component (GO): plasma membrane
Molecular function (GO): ligand-gated sodium channel activity
Source: RefSeq, a predicted model, not a curated record
AUAAUAUCGCGGAGAAAAUGUCGCGUCGCGAAUUCCGCGGAGAUUUAUUCUGGCAAGUCUAUGGCAGUGAUAAGAACUUGAGACAUUUUUGGGGCAUGUGCACUUUAGCUGCUUUUGGAGCAACUCUUUCCUUCGCAGUUAUUAUUCUAAUUAAAUAUUUAACGGAGCCGAUGUUUACGGUUGUUCAUAUACCGAAAGUCGAUUACACGAUUUUAUUUCCCGCGGUUAUCGCCUGUCCCUCGUCGGAAUACUUGGAUCUCCGUAAUUACACUGAAGAGGAGGCGAAGACCUUGAGAUCGGUUUAUGAUUGGAAUUGGAAGGAGAUAAAAAUUUCUAAAUCACUGAGAAUUACUCCGGAUCUCCAGAAUUUAUUCGAAAUUUCUCUGCCGAACUGUCGAGAGCUGUUCACAAAUUGUGAACAUAUGGGAAAAUCCAUGAACUGUUCAGAGAUGUUCACCACAAUGCAGACAUUCCAAGGAAAAUGUUGUGCCACAAGUCCAGUAGAAGUGACGGCAGAGCAAAAAAACCGCAGCAUAAAAUUCACGCCGAUUUUAAAAAAGCGAAUGAACAUGUACUUCAGGUCUAACUGGUUUUUACCUCGUGGAUCAUCAAUCAACUACAGAUUAAUCCAGAACAUGUCAUUCACAAUAUCGAUGCAGAUAACGACAACAGCAUCGGAAGCUAGUCUGGUAAAUCCAAAACUCCGUGGAUGCAUAUUGCCAGAGGAAGGUGUAGGCCAUUCGGAGUGUCAAUUAAACUGUCAAAGAUCAAUAUUCACGGAUGACCUGGGGUGCAUCCCCUGGUGGAUGACAGGUGAAAAAUCCAUGAGGUGUCGUCUCACCGAGUACAAUAAACUCCUGAAAAAUAUAUCCAGCUUUGACAGAUGCCAUGACAACUGCCCCCUGGAAUGCAACUCCACGUGGUACAAUAUUGACAGGAUUCAUGCACCUUCUGAUGACACCACCUCCGUCUCCAUGAGUCACUGGCCCCUCGUCACCUACGAGAGAAAAGUAAUAUUUGGAAUUCUGGAACUCAUCGUUGCCAUUGGAGGAAUUCUUGGCCUCUUCAUGGGAUAUUCACUUCUCGUUACUGUCGAGCAAAUUUAUUUUUUCACCAUUAGGUCUUAUUGUGGUGCUGUUCUCGCUGAGGAUGAGCCCCACGUCGUCAAUCACGUGGAGGUGAAACCCAGAAAUAAAAAACAUCUCGAGAGUUACAAUUAUGGGAAUUUUUAUAUCGAAUAAUUUUCAUGUGGAAUUCUCGGGGGAAUUCACUGGGAAUUCCAGAUUUUUUCAUUUUUUUUUUAGAAUUCUGGAGGGAA